ACUAUCAUUAUCAUUACUUUUUAUGUUCAUAUUAGUGUUUUAUGCAAAUACCUAAAACAACUAUCUAGUUCACCCCACUUCCACAUUUAUUUAUGAAAUCAUUUUUAUAAUAAACACUGAGACAUCAUAAAAACUAUUUUAUUUUUAAAAAUACUGUGUUAGUAGCUAUUUACUGGUUCUACUACUCUUAAUUCCAUAACUACAACAAAUAUUGACAAACUAUUGAAACUCUGCACAUCUUGUAUGGAAUAAGCUUGAUUAAAAAACAAUUAUUUAAUUAUUAUUAUUGUCGUUGUCGUUCUACAUGUCUGAUAAUUAUUAGCAAUUUAUUCACUGUGCAUAAUUUAAAUCGUAACAAGUGUAUUCCGAAUGUCAUCACAUCAUUUUAUGAAACUGGCAAACAUUCAUUUCAAUACAACAAUUAUUAUUGCUACUAUUACGGCUGCUAUUAAUAUCACUCUUUUUAUUUGUUCAAUCCAUAUUUAACACUAACAGAAGCAUUCCAAUGUCCAAUGUAUCAAACAGUAUAAUUGUAUUCGAAACUCCGAUGAUGAUAUUCAACACAGACCAAAUGUUUUAACGUAUUUAAACUUCUGUUGAGUUACAAUUUUUUUCUUGUACCAAUUUUUAAUACUGAAAGCAGAAUUUAAAAAUUAAAAUCUUUAAAAAAAUCGAUAAAUUGAAACUAAACUCAUGAUGGAUGUAAGUGGUACUGAUCCACGAACAAGAACUGGAUUAUUUUUAUGGCCAUGGGCAAGUUAUCCUGCUGUUGCAGCAAAUGCUGCUGUCGGUGCACAUGCACAACCAAUUAUGAUGGGUGCAAAUGCUGGAGCAAUGAAUGCUAUGCCUGGUUCUAAUAUGUUGAAUGUAUCAUAUACAGGUUCUGGAUCUGCUACUAUACCUGGAAUGAUUGAAGAUCCAUUUGAAAGUUUUUGUCAACGAUUCUCUUAUACUGGUGCACAUGCAGCGCAUAUGUCACAUAUACUUCCACAUCAACAUGUUGGAUUAAGUGAAACACGUCAUUUAUCACAAGAUCAUGAAACAAGUGAUAAUAAUGAUGGUAAUCGUCAUCCAAAUCAUUCACCAUCUAUAAAUCAUACACGUGCACAUAUUACUUCACAUCGUCUGCUUUCUGUUCAACCUCGUGGUAAUAUUAAUCAUUUGCAUCAAGACACUAACAACACAAAUGGAUUAAAUGACCAAUUAAACGAUCCCAGUAAUAAUACUAAUAGUAAUCCAACAGCCGGUUCGAACAGUCAUGCUGCAGCGAUCGCUGCUUUUGCAUCGGCUGCAGCUAAUUCUGCUAUAAUGGGUGCAAAUGAUCCAACUUUAGGCAAUUCUAAUGGUUUAUCUUUAUCACAUGGUAUACAAGUACCGCGUCAUGUACAGUCUAGUUUACGAAAUUCCAAUACAAAUGAAAUGGUUUUAGAUAACUUAUGCAAUGGUUUUGCAAAACCUAGUCAUUUUUCAACUCAACUACAAUCAAGUGUAACAAAUGCUUUAAAUAGGCAGCAAUCAGCGAUCACCUCGGUGAAUUGUAAUAAAUUACAAACGGAUACAAUAACUCCGUAUAAUUUACACUGUCACCAUUUGAAAAAUCUAGGUAAUCCAGCAGCUGUUGCUCUAGCCGCUGCCGCUGUAGUUGGUGGAAGUGGUGGUGGUGGCGGUGGUGUUGUCGGCGGCUGUGUUGGUACAAUUGAUCAUUCACAAUUUCAAACAACAUUGAACAACGAAAUUCGCGAUAAUUCAACACCUACAAGUAAUAAGCAUUUGGAUGAACAAAGUUCAACUAGUAAUAGUAAUAAUAAUAAUAAUAGUAGUAAUAACACAAGAAGGUCGAAUUCAAAUAAUGAUAGUUAUUCGAUUUCUCAUGGACAACAACAACAAUUUAUGUUUUCACCAAAAAGUCCUCUUUCUGAUUCAUUGGAAAAUCCAAAUAAAAGUGAAUCAAAUACAGGUAUUGAUCAUACAACACAUAAAUCAAAUCGUGGUAAUACAAAUUUAUUGAAUAAAAACAAUAGUCGAUUAUUGUCUGGACCACAACAAGAUCGGAUUAAUAAUUUAAUUUUUAGAAAUUCUACUUUAAGAGCUACAGAAUGUUCACCGGAAUCCACAAAUACGAUAGCACCAGAUCGACAUUCAUCAGAUAUGGUCAUGGAUGAUGUAUUAACAAGUCAAAGAGAAGAUAAUAAUACAACUAACAAUAAUGUCACAAGUAGUAAUAACAAUAGUAAUAAUGGUAAUGUACGAGUAGAAUCAAGAUUUCUCGGGAUAAAUCAAGAGGAAAAUCUAUCAAUUAAUGGUAUAUGUAAUGGUGAAGGUUCUUUAUCAUCCAUACUGUCUGUUCCAAAUGGUCAUACUCCAUAUCAUCCUCCAGCUAAAGGUUACAAAUGUAAAAUUUGUCAACAUGUAUGUUUUUCACGUCAUGAUUUAUCUGCUCAUAAUGCCGCCACUCAUAAACAAGAUCCUCGACCGUAUAGAUGUGAACAAUGUGGUAGACAAUUUUCAACAUGUGCCUAUCUAUCACAACAUAGACGUAUUCAUACCGGUGUGAAACCGUACGCAUGUCGUUAUUGUGAUCGUCGUUUCACUCAAUUAAGUCAUGUACAACAACAUGAAAGAAUACAUACAGGUGAAAAACCAUAUCGUUGUACAACAUGUAUGAAAAGUUUUACACAAAUGUCUAAUUUACAAUCACAUCAACGUCAACAUAUGAAAGGUAAACCAUAUCGAUGCGAACAGUGUUUCAUGUCAUUCGAUACAAAAGAAGAAUUAGAUGUACACGUUCAAGCAAAGCAUUCGGGUAACCGAUAUGCGAAGGUGAGUAAAAAAGUAUUAGUCUGUCCAAUAUGCACGAAAAAUUAUAAUUCUGAAACAUAUUUAGCAAAACAUGUGGAUCGUCAUAAAGAGGCUGCUGCUACGGCUGGUAUGGACGGAAAUGGUUCAAACACUAAUAAUGGUAACAAUAGCAAUAACACUAAUCGUAAUAAUAACAACAAUAGUAAUAAUGUACGGAACCAAACAUGUGUGGAUAAUCUAUUUGCUGCUGGUUUCCAUAAUCAUUCAGUUGCAAUGGCUGCCGCUGCUGCGUCAGCACUUAGUCGAGGAAAUAUGAUUGAGUCAGGUUCAGGUUCGCAUAUAACCGGUAGCCGUCAUUCACAUGGGAGUGGAGGAGCAGGCGGUGGCGGUAAUAUUCAUUCACACAAUCCACACCCUUCUGCUGCUGCUGCCGCCGCUUCGGCGGCUGCGGCGGCUGCUGUCGCUGCAGCUCAUGCACAUCAAGAUUUACAUCUACGUGCUGUAGCGGCCGCGGCUGUAGCGAGUGGUAAUGGAGUAGUUGGAGUUGGUGUUGGCAAUCGUAGUGGUGUUAAUGGUGUUAGCCUUGGUAAUGGUGAUAUUGAGAAUCCAUGCGCUUUUUUUAGUCCAAAUGUAAUAUGUUCCAGUGAGACACGAGUGACUAGUUCUAAUGAGUGUGAUUUAUUACAUAAUAAAUUAAAUUAUAGCUCAAUGUCCAGUGCUGGAUUAUUUCAUCAUUUACCGGUAGGAGGUGUCCAUGAUUCAAAUGUUGAACAUUUAACCGCUGCAGCUGUAAUUGAACAACAACAGCAACAACAACAGUGUCUUGCAUCACAUCGUCAUCAACAAGGGACACAUUUUACUACAGAUGAUAAUCAACAUAUAAAUUCGUUUAAUCAUUCAAAUAUCAUGAAUAAUAUAUCAUCAAAUCAUCAUUCACAAUCUCAACAACAAUAUAAUCAUCAUCAUAAUCAUCCUCAACAACAGCCACAACACCAACAACAUAUUCACACGAAUCAACGUAAUCUUCAUUCAUCGUCGUCCUCCUCAUCAUCAUCCUCGUCAUCAUCAUCUAAACGACAGUCUAAUAUGAAAUCAUCUUUAUCACCGCAAUCAAAUCAUCGUUAUACUGAGUCACCAGUAACAAAUGAUUCACAAACUCAACAACAUUUACUUAAUUUAACACAACAUCAUUUGACAACUACAAAACAUCUUUGUUCUUUAUCAAUUGAGCCGUCGACGGUUGUGGCAUCAUCAAUGGAUUGUUAUAUUUCAACUCGGACUACUUCAACAACACCACCGAAAAAAAUGACAGCAGUGACCAAUGGUACUAAUAAUGCUGCUACUACUUCUACCACUAGUACUACUACUACUGCUAAUACUACUCAACAACAUUCACAUAUUCAUGCAACAAUAAAUAAUAAUAAUAAUAAUAGUAUCAGUAACAAUGGUAAUAGUGGUGAUGAUACCAUUCAUAUCAAACAUUCACAUAAUGAAUCAAUGUCGUCACAGCUUCUACCGCCUCCGGCUCACCAACAUUGUUUACAACCGACUCAAACUAAUCAUUUGACUGGAUCUCAUACAUUUGUAGAAGGGGUUGAUAAUAAUGGUAGUAACGAUAGUAAUAAUAAUGAAAAAUUAUCGGAAACCUCGAAUUCUACGACCAAUAGUCACUCACAACAUUAUCAUCAUCCUCAACAACUACGUAUUGGAUUAUCACAAGCUCAUUCCAAUCAAACAUUAUUACAUAAUCAUGUAAAUAAUAACUAUUCAUCAGCACCAACAUCACCAGGUGUAUUCAAUUCAACAGGUGGUGGCUUGUCAACAUCAUCAUCGGAUAAUAUAUCAACAUUUGAAGAAUUUAGUCAAAGUUUAGUGAAACUUGAUCAUAGAGAUUCUAUCAGUAAGUGGUUUAAUAAUGAUAGAAUUAAAGAUAUCAAUAAUAAUGUAGUAACUAGUAGUAAGAAUAACAAUAGCAACGAAGUCAAUUAUUGUGAUGACAAUCAUGAUGAUAAUGAUGAUGAAAUGGAGCACAUGAAUGAAGAUAACCAUGAAUCACUCAUUAAUGUAAUCAACAAUGAUAAUGUUAACACUUCAACAAAUAAUAAUAACAAUAAUAGUAUUAAGAAUGAUAUUAAUACAUCUAAUCUUAUGUAUGACUUUUUAUUUCAUGGAAAUUCAAAUAUUGAUGAUAAUGAACAAAGUGAAACAAUCAAUAAAUCAAAUCACCAUAUAGAAAUUAUUGAUACCCAUGGGGUUGAACGCGAAGAACAGCCCGACACUGUGACCGAUUGUGUUUUGAAUUACGAAAAUCAUUUGAGUAAAGCUGAAGAAAUCAUAUUUAAUGUUGAAGAAUCUCCACUUAAUGAAAAUCAGGUCUGUCAACCUAUAUCAUCAUCAGUGUCAGGAACAAAAUCAAUAACAACGGGAUCACGAUCAUCACCAAUUUCAUCGCAAAUUUUAACACAACGACUAAUAACAUCCGUGGAGACCAAAUCAUGUAAUGGUAACCUUCAUAAUGGGAUACCGCUAUCAAGGUCAUCAUCGUCAUCAUCAUCAUCAUUAUCAUCACCAGGAAUCGAGCCUAUUAGAACUGAUGAUGUGACUUCAAAUACAUUGAAACAUGGACAGUAUACUUGUCAGUUAACCAGUGACAAUAGUGAACGUAAUGCACUUGAUAAUGAGUCUAUGUUAAAUCUUCAACAUGAAUCAUCUAACUUACAUGACGUCAAUGAAACCGAUGAUCAACAUAUUAUGUCUAAUAAAUUAAAAUCAAUCGAUAUGGAACAAUUAUUCCCCAGUAAUAAUGAUAAUAAUAACGAGGACAUAACUAAUUUAGAUAACCUUAACAUUAAUGACAAAAUUAUCUGUGAGAAUUUACAACUGAAUAAUAACACUGAUACAACUCUAAUGAAUCAUCGUUCAUUGAAACGUAGUUUAUCCUCAAACGACAAUUACCAACAUAAUCGUUUGAAAAAUCGUCAUCAUCAAACAGAAAGUCAUGAUAUGGAGAAUGGUGAUGAAUUCUUGACUAUAUCAUCAUCAUCAUCGUUACAUCAUAAGCAUCAUAAUAUUAUCAAUAGUAGUAAUGAGAAGAAUUCAAUGAACAUGUUAUCAUUAACAUCACCAGCGAAUAUAUGUGAUGUAAAUAAUGUUGAUCAUGAUGGUGAUGACGAUGAUGAUGGUGAUGGCGAAGAUGCAGAUAAUGACAUUGAUGAUAAGAAUACUGUUUUUGAUGAUAAUGACAAUGUUGAUAUUAAUCAAAAAACUGUUGUAAAUAAAACCAAUGAAAAUAAUAACAAUGAUACUGUCGGUUGUAAUGUUGAUGAUCAUCUACAAGCAAUGUAUCAUUUAAAAUCAGAGUUCAAUGAUCAAACUCCAUUUUAUUUAGGUGAAAAAAGUCAACCAGAAGAAACUGUAGAUCAGAACUCUUCUUUAUCGUCAACAGUUAUAGAAAAACAACAUUUAGAAACAAUCAAUUCUAGUAAACGAAGACGUCGACAUCAGUACACACCACAACAUUUGCCUGUGUUUGAAUUGAACACAAAAGAUACAAUAGAAAAAUGUAAAAAUAAUAAUACUAACAGUACUACUACUACUUCUACCAAUACUAUUAGUAAUAAUAACAAUAGUAAAAAUGCACAUGCUACAGUAAUUGCAGGCUGUUUUACAAAUCGUCGUAAUAAAAAUGGUCAUAGUAUUUUAGAAAAUGGUGAUAGCAAAUGUUUAAAGAAAGAAAAAUUAAAUGAUAAACCCAAUACAAUAGAUAACAAUAAUUUUAACAAAGAUGAUGGUAAUCUUAGUAGUAAUGAUACUAAUAAUAAGUCAACGAAUAGGGAAUGUUAUUUUCCAGCUUUUUAAAUAACAUUUGUUUAUUUUUAUUGACAUGAAUAGAAGAGACUGUACAGUUUGAUUGAUAUAUGAGAGUUUCAGUUCUUGAGAAUAUUUACUAAUUGUUAUCUCAAUUCAAAUUUUAAACAUUCUAAUAUAUAUAUAUAUAUACGCUGGUUUUGCUUUAGAUUACAAAACAGAUGACCCCCUUUCCACAAACCCCAUACUUUUUUAACGUGCUACUCUAUUCAUUUUUCUUUUAUUCACUAAAAUCAUCGAAUAUCCCGGUCAUAAAUAUGCUUUUUUGAUUCGUCUUAUAGAUUAUUAUUGUUGUUAUUAUAAACGUUAAUAAGACUUUAUGUCAUACAAAAAGAUAUUUAAAUAGAACUUUCUUACAUAUUUCAAAGGUGGGGACAGUUUUUUUUAGUUAAAGUAUACUACUCAUCUAUGUUUAAGUAGGUCAACGAACAAUGUAAAAAAUAUCACUGCUUGUCAGUACAUUUAAUUGUGAUUUGGUUUAUCAUCAGUUUUAAUCCCUAUUUUCACAUAUUCAUGCGCAUAUUUCAGAAUUAUCAAUAAAACAAAUGAAAAUUAAUGGGAAUUAUUUUUUCAUAACCUUGAAUAAACAAACGAGUUAUUACUGUUAUUGUUCUUAUUAUUAAUAUCAUCAGAUUAUUAAGUUUCAUCAUACCUCAUUUCAUAAAUAAUUAUUUAACUAAUAGUGUAACAUAUUUUUUGUUCAUUUUCAUGACAUUACGCAUACACAUUAUACCGGUAUUUCAUUGAACUAACAACGUAUGGUACUUUUGUGCACUUCACCAAAUUUGAAAUAUAAAUUAUUUUUAAAGCAAAAUAUAGUUUAUCCUUUAUACGUUCAACCGAAAUUGGAAUUGGCUGAAAAGUGAAGAAAUGAAAGUCAUAAAAUUUUGGAUAAGAUUUGAGAAGAUUAAAUGGAAAUAGAAAAAGAACUCCAGAACAAGGAAUAAUAAGGAAACUUGACCCUUUCUCUCUUUGCAAAAUGACAAAUAAAAAAGGUAUUAUUUAAGAGAAAAGAUCUAUCAUAUUUUUCUACGCUUCAUUUCAUAUAUAUA
This is a messenger RNA of Schistosoma curassoni, 7718 nucleotides long. The record is from the annotation of a GenBank genome assembly. NCBI's taxonomy places the organism in Eukaryota, Metazoa, Platyhelminthes, Trematoda, Strigeidida, Schistosomatidae.